Molecule: messenger RNA, 864 nt
Organism: Cokeromyces recurvatus
Lineage: Eukaryota; Fungi; Mucoromycota; Mucoromycetes; Mucorales; Mucoraceae
Product: cytochrome P450
Exons: 4
Coding region: 1-864 (287 amino acids)
Molecular function (GO): iron ion binding; monooxygenase activity; oxidoreductase activity, acting on paired donors, with incorporation or reduction of molecular oxygen
Source: RefSeq, a predicted model, not a curated record
AUGAAAGCUGUAUCUGAUCCAAAUUCAAUGUAUGCCGUUAUUUAUAAGCGAGCCUUUAGUAUUGUUAGAGAUCCUUUAGUUUAUUUAUUUCCAGCGUAUACACGUAUCCCUUCUAGAUUUAUUCCUUAUCGUAAUCGUGCUCGUCAAGCAAAUGAACAUCUUCGAAAGUUAUUAUCGGAUAUUAUUAUGGACCGUAAACGUCUUAUUCAUGAAAAUAAAAUUGAUAUGGAUGAUCCAAAGAAAAAACCUGAUUUACUUACUCUCAUGAUUAUGGCCGCUGAAGAUCCUACAAAUACGCAUAAUAAAUUUUAUCUAACUGAUGGUGAAUUAGUUUCAAAUCUUGCUGUAUUUUUUGUUGCAGGAGAUUCUCCUGAAGAUAUUAUUCCAACAGACUUAGAACUCAAACAAAUGAAAUAUUUAAAUAAUUGUAUUCUGGAAACUAUGCGAAUUAAUCCUCCUACUUCAGGUAAUCUCCCUCGUAUAGUAACAAAGGACACAAAUAUAGGUGGAUUCUUUAUUCCAAAAGAAACAAGAGUAGCUAUCGAGCUUUACUGUACUCAUCAUUUGAAUAAUUAUUGGGAUGCUCCUGAAAAAUUCAAUCCAGACAGAUUUGAUCAACAAAACUCAAGCUUUCGCAGUGAAGCUGUCUGGAUGCCAUUUGGAGACGGACCUAGGACAUGCAUUGGCAAAAAUUUUAGUAUGUCAGAACAAAGAGUAGUUCAAGCAAUGUUUUUAAAGAGAUAUACUUGGAAACUUGUACCCAAUAGUGAGCAUGAAUUUGGUUUAAAGAAUGCAAGUGGAGGAGGUAUUGGAUUAUUAGGCCCUGAAUCAUUAAAAAUUCAGUUAACAAAAAGAUACACUUAA